Bacillus rossius redtenbacheri is the source of this 1701-nucleotide messenger RNA. RefSeq lists its product as uncharacterized. Bases 120 to 455 code for a protein of 111 amino acids. The transcript has 3 exons. NCBI's taxonomy places the organism in Eukaryota, Metazoa, Arthropoda, Insecta, Phasmatodea, Bacillidae. The record is from RefSeq and is a predicted model, not a curated record.
AGUGAGGUCUGCGACAAGGCGCGCAAAACACACGCGAGCCGUCGCGUUCGGAUCGAAACAAAGCGCGUAUCGUUUAUUUUAUUUAUUUAUUUUUCCAAUCACAGCGGGCCGUGUGAAAAAUGGUGUCCGGAGACGAGUCGUGGUCACGCGGAGGAGAACGCCCCGGAAGCUGGAAGCGUUCUGCGUCGGACACGUGCCUGGACGCCAUCUCGAGCCCUCGCUCCAAGAGACGACGCGACGAGGAGCUCGAAGGCGGCGGCCGGAGGACAGAUGAUGACGUCAGCAGCUUCUCGAGCGACACUCCCCCAGAGGCGGCGCCCAUGGACGCGGACCGCAGGGACUUCCUGCAGAUGGCGCUGGACCAGAUCUGCGAGCUGCAGCGCAAGAUGCGGGACGAGGAGGACUCGGACGGGGACGCCGACGUGGAGAUAGGUGAGUCCGUUUUUUUUUCCUAACCUAAGUUAAAACUAAGUGUGUAAGGGAGGGGUCUAGGUAGGGAAGACUCUUAAGUGCGUCUCAGGGCAAGCCCUAUACGCUCUAAACAUGCGGGUUUUUAACCAUGCAGAAAAGGUCACGUGCUUCAUGUGCUAGGUGGGGAUUGGCCAGCCAUGGCAGACGUUUUCGCCAUGACUAACUCCCCUCACUAUUAAUUCUAGACUAAAACUAGAUAAGUUGGGCCCAGGUAAAACCUCCAUAGACAGAGUCCCACGACCACCCUACCCCCUUCCCCUUUCCUCCUUCACCCAGAGUGCCGCCGCAGCUCCCACACCGAGACCACAGGGUCGUUAAAGCCAUAUUUCACAGAUUUUUUUUUUUUUAAUUUUUCCAUGUAUAAGAGUUGUGCAUAGACACUUUAAAUUUGUAGUUUAUUUUUUGUUUAAGAAGCAUAUUUUUCAAAAUGUUUAACUUCAAAGUUGACAAUUACGGGCUUUUGUGUACUAAUUUUUUGAUUAACUAUUUUUUCUCAGAAGAAUUGUGUUUGAUGGGAUCUUUACAAAAUGCCCAACAAAAUAACUUAUUACGAAAGCGAUAUGUAAAGGUGGCUGUCCUGUGCGAUGAGGUCAUUCGGUUGAAAUUUGCAGUGGAAUCGUCGAUGCAAGGCUAACGACUCUCUAUCAAAUAUGUUAUAACGGGUACUAUUUCUCUGUCUUCGCUUUGCAGCUUUCAGCUCAGUUCCGGGAAUCACUUCAGCUCGGGACAGAAGGCAUUAGGGACAGUACAGUCGCGCCUAGAACACUGUAUCUGGGCAUAUACUAGACUUUCUGGCAGGUAAUAUGGCCUUAAGUGGCCUCAUUUGCCGGGCCGUUUCGACGAGAGAGCCGGAGUUUGCUGCGUUCUGGGCUCGGAUCAGUGGCACGUGGUUCUGCAGACGAGCUGUUGCUGACUGGUAAAACGGCGGGGUCUCACCAUAAAUCUGUGCCAAGAGGCAUUACUUUUAUUCAAGCGCUAUUUCUAACACUUUAACUCUAUACAUCCCUUGCAUUUGUUAUUCUGUCACACACACUUUCAUCAGAUAUUCACCAAGUGUAAUAUCAUGAAUGUGAAAAUUCGUGCAAGUGAUAAUAAUUAUCAUUAUUAUUAGUAUAAGAAGAUUUGCAUUUUUUUUUACAUCAAUUUUAUAACACUUAGUUAAUAUCUGAGGUAGCGAGCUAAAAUUUUAUAACUACCUAACCCUUAACUAAAAGUAAACGAGAAAAAAAA